AUGGUGGAGAUCUAUAAGUUGCUUGGUGGUGCAAAUGACGUAGAACUGACGCCGUGCCCGAAAGAACGCUGGGAUCACAGUAAGAAAUGGGAUGCGCGCUCGUUGAAACUCUUUGUGAAUGAAAGCUCGGCUUCACCAACGCAAUUGAACGCGAGUCUGAGGUUCGCAAAAGGUGCAACUCAGGCAUCGCUUUCGCGAGCAGCUGUGGAAUGGUUGGUCACUACAGUCAAUCUCACAACCCUUAUCACACAAAUAAACGAAGAGUGGUAUACCGUUUCGUAG
Molecule: messenger RNA, 282 nt
Organism: Cooperia oncophora
Lineage: Eukaryota; Metazoa; Nematoda; Chromadorea; Rhabditida; Trichostrongylidae
Source: the annotation of a GenBank genome assembly